Messenger RNA from Aedes aegypti (yellow fever mosquito), 1346 nucleotides. RefSeq lists its product as uncharacterized. Lineage: Eukaryota; Metazoa; Arthropoda; Insecta; Diptera; Culicidae. The transcript is spliced from 2 exons. The coding region runs from base 281 to 1297 and encodes 338 amino acids. Gene Ontology annotation, molecular function: zinc ion binding. Gene Ontology annotation, cellular component: nucleus. The record is from RefSeq and is a predicted model, not a curated record.
AAUAAAUACUUUAGUACCUAAUAUUAGAGUAUCACCACAGACUGUCUGUGAUAUCGCUACAAUGAAAGACCCUAAAAGACCAUUUAUAAAAUCAAUGGCUUUAGGAGCUUUUCGAUAGUUAUGCGAGACAUAAACAUCAUAACGUCUGAUAGCUGUCAGUGUAGGUAGGGAAUGUCAGUCCAGCAAAUCAAAACAAGUAUUUUAUCUGAUUUAGAUUAAUUUUUGUCCGGAAUUUAGUUUGUUUGUGUGGUUAUUUGAAUAGUGAUAUUUGCAAGUGCGAAUGGAUUCUAUCCUGGUCGAUCCGCUGGACUCAACGGCCACAGCUGUACGCUACUGUACGGCUUGUGACAACAAUUCGGCUACCUAUGGUGGCAAAUUCCUGAAAGUACCGAGAAAUCCCGAAGUACGCCUCCAGUGGCUGGUCCGCGUAGGUAUCAUCGAACCAACCGAUCCAUUUCCGGAAACAAAGAUCUUUUACGUUUGCGAUCAUCAUUUCGAUAAACAAAAUGACUUCACGACGGACCGCCGCUUCGGUAUAAGACUCCGAGCGGGGAUCCUUCCAUGGCGAAACCUGAAAACCGGCACCUACAGCUAUCACGGCUACGAAGUACAGACGCCUCCGCCUUGCCAAUGCAGUUGCUGCAAACGCAACGGCUUAGCUGUUACCCUCAACCAACGUCUGGCCACCGUCCAAACGGAUGACGUCGAAUCCCGGAUAGUGGAGGAGGAAAGCAUUCACAUCAUGUUCUUUGCAUCGCAGUGCCGCCUGUGCGUUCGGGACAUAAGUACCAAGGCUAACAACCUGAUGCCACUGUUCUGUCACAAAACCCGAAAGCCAGCCAGUUCCGAUCUCAUGGAAGAGAUUUAUGUGACCGUCGGUCUAUUGUUCACCUACAAAGACGAUAGCGAAGCCUGUAUCUGUAACAGUUGUCUACGACAUGUUCAGAAGGCUUAUCGGUUUCGGUUGCAAACCAGAACUAACAACCGAGCAUUCCUAGCAACACAGGCGAUUCUUCAACAAAACACAAGAAUGCAGAACUUUCAAUUGAAACGGUCGGUGGCAGAAAUAGAACAGGUGGUUGUAGAAGCUUUGGAAGCUGAUCCACCAACACCGGAACCGGUAGUUGACGUUAAGAAAGUCAAGCUUGAGCAGGAAGAAGAAAGUCAAGAUAUCAAGGAGGAGCGUGUGGAAUCUGAUGAAUGGUUGGAGGAAUAUGUGGAGGAGAGAUUGGAAUCCGAUGAAAUAUUGGAUUCUUCUUCGAUUGUAAUGGAAGUCUAUGUAAAGGAAGAAUGUUGAUAUAUUAAUUGAUUUUGUAUUAUAAAAAGAUAAUUUAAUCAUUAGAUAA